AUGCCCUACGCCCAGCGGCGGGCGUCCUUCGACGAGGCACAAGCGCGGCACUGGAUGACCCAGUGGCCGGCGUACGCCGCGUUCGAGACGGGCUCGCGCGCCGUCGCCCUGCCUGACAUCCGCGUCAGCGACGACGCCUGCAUCGUCAGCAGCGACCGCAUGGCACGUGCGCUGCGCCUCGAGGUCGGCGACGCCAUUGCCUCGCCCUGCUCGCCGACCAGCGGCAUGGACUCGUCUUCGUCGGCGACCACGUCCUCCGCCACGCUCGACCACCUGCGGCCGUUCGCACGCACCAGCCCGCAGAUGCUGCCGCGCACGCCGGGCUCGCCGUACAGUCCGCUCAGCGAGGGCUUCGACGGCGACAGCCUCUCGCCGCCGUCGGCCUUCGACGCGCGCCGCAGCGACACGCCGGCGCUCGACUUCCUGCUGCUCUCGCCCGGCAGCGGCGUCAUGUGGACGCUCGACUCGCCCGACGACGUCAUGCCGUGCUACUGGGACGGCAGCCGCGGCACGGACUCGCUCGAUGAGAACGUCAUCGCCUUCUCGCCGCGCCGCUCGGCCAUGGACGGCGCCCUCAAGAGCGCCCGGCCGGCGCCGGCGCUACCGCGCUCCUCGUCGCCAAGCAGCAACGCCCGGCCGAAGCCGUCCGAGCUGCUCCGGCGCCGUCGUGGCGCCGUCGCCGGCCAGCUCGUGCUCUCCUCUCUCACUGCACCGGCCUCUCCGCUGAUCCUCGUACUUCUGUCGCAGUGA
Molecule: messenger RNA, 750 nt
Organism: Tilletiopsis washingtonensis
Lineage: Eukaryota; Fungi; Basidiomycota; Exobasidiomycetes; Entylomatales
Exons: 2
Coding region: 1-750 (249 amino acids)
Source: RefSeq, a predicted model, not a curated record